ACUCAUUCUGUGUGACUGUAGACCGGUGAGCAGUAGUGGAUUCUCGGCCACGGAAGGAAAAUGGCGUUCAGUCAGGGAACAAAGAAGAAAGUGUGCUAUUACUAUGACGGUGAUGUAGGAAACUAUUAUUAUGGACAGGGACAUCCCAUGAAACCACAUAGAAUCCGUAUGACGCACAACUUACUUCUUAACUAUGGCCUGUACCGCAAAAUGGAGAUCUACAGACCUCACAAAGCAAAUGCAGAAGAGAUGACAAAAUAUCACAGUGAUGAUUACAUCAAAUUUCUACGUUCAAUCCGGCCAGACAACAUGUCAGAAUACAGCAAGCAGAUGCAAAGAUUUAAUGUUGGAGAGGACUGUCCUGUAUUUGAUGGCCUAUUUGAAUUCUGCCAAUUGUCAGCAGGGGGAUCUGUGGCAAGUUCUGUUAAACUGAACAAACAGCAGACAGACAUUGCAGUGAACUGGGCAGGUGGCCUUCACCAUGCCAAGAAAUCAGAAGCUUCUGGAUUCUGUUAUGUGAAUGACAUUGUCCUUGCCAUCCUGGAACUGCUGAAGUAUCACCAACGGGUUCUGUAUAUUGAUAUCGACAUUCACCAUGGUGAUGGCGUUGAGGAAGCAUUCUACACAACUGACAGAGUCAUGACGGUCUCUUUUCACAAGUAUGGCGAAUAUUUUCCUGGCACUGGAGACCUGAGGGAUAUAGGAGCUGGGAAGGGAAAAUACUAUGCAGUAAACUACCCCUUAAGGGAUGGAAUUGAUGAUGAAUCCUACGAAGCCAUAUUCAAACCAGUGAUGUCAAAAGUAAUGGAGAUGUAUCAGCCCAGUGCCGUGGUUCUGCAGUGUGGGGCUGACUCCUUAUCUGGUGACAGACUUGGCUGCUUCAAUUUGACCAUCAAAGGUCAUGCCAAGUGUGUGGAAUUCAUCAAGACCUUCAACCUUCCUCUGCUAAUGUUGGGUGGGGGGGGUUAUACAAUCCGAAAUGUGGCUCGUUGUUGGACGUAUGAAACCGCUGUGGCAUUGGAUACAGAGAUCCCCAAUGAACUGCCAUAUAAUGAUUACUUUGAAUACUUUGGACCAGACUUCAAGUUACACAUCAGUCCAUCAAAUAUGACCAACCAGAAUACGAACGAAUAUCUAGAAAAGAUCAAGCAACGUUUGUUUGAGAACUUGCGCAUGCUCCCACAUGCACCUGGAGUCCAGAUGCAGGCAAUCCCUGAGGAUUCUGUACAUGAUGACAGUGGAGAUGAGGAUGACGAUGACCCUGAUAAACGAAUUUCCAUUCGUUCAUCAGAUAAGCGGAUUGCAUGUGAUGAGGAGUUCUCAGAUUCUGAGGAUGAGGGAGAAGGUGGCAGAAGAAAUGUGAGCAAUUUCAAAAAAGCAAAACGUGUCAAAACAGAGGAGGAGAAAGAUGUAGAAGACAAAAAAGACGGUAAAGAAGAGGAGAAGCUUAAGGAUGAGAAGACUGAGGCCAAACGGGUAAAUGAAGAGACCAAAUCAGCCUGAUGCCCCCCUUUUUUUUUUAUUUUUUUUUUGGUGAAAGUAUUCCCACGACCAGGUGAUCCUCAUGGUUUUAUAUUUUAUAUAUUAUUUGUACAGAAACUCUUAUAUAAAAUAUAAAGACCCGGACCGGCUAAAUUAUUUCUCUCCAAGAGGCUGCAGGAGGAGGGACGAAUAAGGAUUGAUAAUACUAGCAGGAGAUUUUUUUUUUUAUCUGUUUUUUUUUUUUUUUCUGGUUUGUUUUUAUUAGUGGGCAGGAGAGGGGACUGUUAUAUCCUGCAAAUCUUGCUCUACAAUAGAAGUUUCCCUGCUUCGCCACUUUUUAAUACGAGGAUAUUCAAACCCCAUUUUAUUUUGCCAUUUCUUAAUGUGCCUCUGUAACAAACUGUGGUACAAUUUAUUUAUGGGUAUAUCCCUACCUGCCCGGUGAAAAACACACUCCUGAUGUUCAGACAGCUCUGCUUUAAUAGAUGGGAGGAAUAAAUACAUCUUGUGCUCAGGAUCCAGGCGGUCAAAGGGUGGGGGGGACUUGGCCGUCUUCCAUUUGGGGGAAUAACCAUAUCCUCGCAGGUUAGGGGGAAUGCAGGUCCCCAUAACCUUUCAGGGAUUCCCUAUUGGGGGUGAUGCUGCUAACUCCUCACAUGUCAUGAAACAGAUGUAAACAAUGAGAGGAGGUGUGGAACACUGUUCAGCAGUUUCGUCAUGUGGUGGGGAUGCAAUUUUGAUUUCUACAUAUCUUACAAGGGGAGUGAAAGGAUUUGUUGAGGGAUAAAGAUGUAGGGUUUUUAUGUCAAUUAUUUUUUUUGGGGGGGGGGGGAUGGUUUUCCUUGAUGGUUCAUUUGUGGAGCAGCUUUGUAAUAAAAGUUAUACAACAGACAUUGUGUUUAAAUUAACCAAUUAUAAUGUGUAGUAUUGUACUACAAUAAUGUUAAUGUGUUAAUUGUGUACACAUGUACUUUCAGACCUCAAGAAUAAUAGGGACAGUAUUUAUUAUAUAUCAAGUGUAGACAUUAGUAGCCGUAAAUAGGAGUCUAAGUUCAUGGUUGGCUUUUAAAAGAUGUGUGCCAAGAUCAACCCAAGUUGUCAUUUUGCUGCACUCAUAAUAUCGGAUUGCCCACCCAAGUCUGUAAAGCGUAAGUGUGUGCGUAUAAUACAUACCACCUGUUCUUCACUAUACAGGAAGAUCCAACGUCUUACAGUUGUUACAUCUAUACAUCUGUGCUUUGUGACCUUUUUGCUUCUCCUCUUUUUUCAAGUAGGAAGCUACAGUGAAAAACAUUGACCUACAUCCAUCAAAA
Molecule: messenger RNA, 2795 nt
Organism: Pelobates fuscus (common spadefoot toad)
Lineage: Eukaryota; Metazoa; Chordata; Amphibia; Anura; Pelobatidae
Gene: HDAC1
Product: histone deacetylase 1
Exons: 14
Coding region: 61-1503 (480 amino acids)
Biological process (GO): negative regulation of transcription by RNA polymerase II
Cellular component (GO): nucleus; NuRD complex
Molecular function (GO): histone deacetylase activity
Source: RefSeq, a predicted model, not a curated record